AUGAAAAACCUAUCCAUCUUUAUGUUUGUGUUUAGCCUUUGCAUGUUUGGCCAUGUAUCGAGAGCAAGAAUCAGGAUCGCGAACGAGCUCAAAUUCAAGAAAAACCUCUGGAUGAGGUGUUAUUCUAAAGAUGAUGUAUUAGGUCCACAUAUAAUACCAAUCGGAGGACAUUUUCUAGAUUAUUUUGGCACUAACUUUUGGGGUACCACCCGUUUUAUGUGUACUUUGAGACAAGGUCCUAACUAUAUACACUAUCAAAGCUUUACGGCAUUCAAGCUUUUCAUCGUCGUGGUCCAAGUCUUCUCCAAUGAGCAAUCAGAACGAAAGAGUGGCGGCCGCACCGUUUCAGGAAGCCGUGGAAUCUCCCGCUCAACGGAUUUUGUGGGAGCGUCUCAGAACUUACGACCAUUCGUUUCCCUUGAUGAUGAUGCAUAUGGUUAUAUGUAUGGAAUCCGCAAUACUCUAUUAUCGCGUGCUAAAGACGGUAUAGAGUCUCACAUGUUGCAAUAUGUGAUUGCCAAGGGUUUAAAGGAGACAAUUGAUAAGAUAUUUGACAAUUUGAUCUCACAUGUAUGUGAAUUGAUGCUUGAUUAUUAUGGCCAUAAAGUCUUUCGAAAGCUUAUGGAGAAAUGCACCGAUGAACAGAUCACUCGGGUUUUGGAUAUAGUCCUUGAGGAACCUUUUGAAUUUGUUAGGCUUUGUGUCCAUACACACGGAACACAUGCAAUACAAGGUUUGAUGCGUAGUCUUUGUUCUGAAGAGCAAAUAUCUCGGUUCAUGGAAACUCUAUGCUAUGUUUCACUUCUAUUGACCAAGGACGUUAUUGCUCAUCGUGUGAUUUUGUUCUGCUUCAAUCAAUUUUCUCCUUCACAUACCAGAUAUCUUCUUGAAGUGAUUGUUCAAAAUUGUUAUCAAGUUGCAAUAGAUCAAAAUGGAUGUUGUAUGCUUAAAAAAUUGAUUAGACAAUCCUCUCGAGAGCUAAGAGACCCUUUGAUUAAGGAGAUAAUCAGUAUUGCUGUAAGAUUAUGCGGGAAUUGCUACGGUACUCUUACACCAAAAUCUCUAUUGGUCAGAAACUACGUGGUGCAAUAUUUGUUGCGUUUGAAAGAUUAUGAGGUGACAAGUGCUCUCUCGAAACAUCUUGAUGGAAAUUACGUGCAACUCUCUUAUGACAAGUAUGGGAGUCACGUGGUGCAGAAGUGUUUGGAAAGUAGAGAAUUUUCCUCCAGGAGGAUCAUAGCGGAGCUGCUAAGUGACAUUGAUUCACUUCUUGUAGAUCCAUAUGGAGAUUAUGUGAUUCAAACAGCGUGGAUUGUAUCCGAGGUAAGAGAUAAACAUGAUGAUUCGGAGUCGUUUUAUGUGGAUUUUUACCAACUUAUAUUGUGGUUGGUGUUUUGUAGGAUCAUGUGCGACAUGUAUUGUUGUUCUAUAUAA
This is a messenger RNA of Arabidopsis thaliana (thale cress), 1434 nucleotides long. RefSeq names its product pumilio 15 (gene PUM15). Gene Ontology annotation, molecular function: RNA binding. The coding region runs from base 1 to 1434 and encodes 477 amino acids. Lineage: Eukaryota; Viridiplantae; Streptophyta; Magnoliopsida; Brassicales; Brassicaceae. Gene Ontology annotation, cellular component: cytoplasm. The record is from RefSeq and is marked reviewed. The transcript has 6 exons.